This is a messenger RNA of Dermacentor silvarum, 1218 nucleotides long. RefSeq lists its product as uncharacterized. Lineage: Eukaryota; Metazoa; Arthropoda; Arachnida; Ixodida; Ixodidae. The record is from RefSeq and is a predicted model, not a curated record. Gene Ontology annotation, molecular function: catalytic activity. Bases 1 to 1218 code for a protein of 405 amino acids. The transcript is spliced from 2 exons.
AUGGACAGGGGGGUAACAACCCUGAUCAGAAAAGGUCUCGUCGCCGUACGACACGAUAUACAGGGAGUCAACCUGGAUUACCUGUUCAUAGAUGUCAUCCCACAAAGGCAUCGCAAAUACCGCAUAUUCAUCCUUAACUUAUAUAGCAACCCGUCCAAAACGCGAGAGAGAUUCUUGCUGCUGCUCAAGAAAGCCACCACCCUCGCGGGCCCACACCCGCUCCUGAUAGGCGGGGACUUCAACGCCCCGCACCCGGCGUGGGGCUAUGGCCACGCCACGGUCAAGGGCAAGCACCUCUGGCAAGACUCACAAGACCUAGGCCUCACGAUCAUCACGGACCCCAGCACUCCCACAAGAAUGUGGUGUCUCGGGAUACCGAGUUGCCCAACGGACCUCACCAUGGUCAAAAACAUCAAGAACGCAAAGUGGCAAAAUACGACAACCGACCUGGGCAGCGACCACAUGAUUAUAGAAAUCAAAAUCCUGACCCUCGGGGGGACCUCCCCACUGACCAGAAGCUUCGUACUCACGGACUGGGACAAGUUCCGCAGACAGAGAGACGCGGCCCAAAACGACGAGCGGAUCACCGACAUCGACUCAUGGACCGCAGAACUGAUCAAUGACGUCGUAAGAGCCACACAGACCAUCACCACCGAGAUCGAAACCGAGAAGAUGGACAGCCGCCUAGCCCACCUCAACGAGGCAAAAACUUCCAUUCUAAACCGGCAACAAUGGGACGAGGUCUGCAACGCCGUCGACGGCCAACUUCACAACGGCCAGACUUGGAAGCUCCUCAAGCGCCUCCUAGAUGAAACCAAGAGUAAAUCCAACCAACGAGACAACCUGCGCAGGCUCCUCUACACGGAGAUAAACGCAACGGACCGAAACAGCGUCAUCCAAAUACUGAUAAACAAAUACCUACCUCAAAAAUUCACAGUCCAGCAACUGGACUAUCGGGGUGAGCCGAACCCCACCCUAGACGAACCCUUCAGCAUGGUCGAAAUCAGAACGGCGCUGCACGGACUCAACGGCAAAUCCGCGCCGGGGCCAGACAGAAUCACAAAUAAAUCCUUCAGAAACCUAGACGACAUGUCCAUCGACAAGCUAACCGAGUUCAUCAACGGUUGCUGGAAAGAAGGCAAUAUCCCACUCCAAUGGAAGACAUCCAAGGUCAUCCUCAUUCCCAAACCGGAAAACCCCCGAGCCUCGAAAACCUAA